This is a messenger RNA of Protopterus annectens (West African lungfish), 5962 nucleotides long. Its product is annotated as semaphorin-3G-like. The transcript is spliced from 16 exons. Gene Ontology annotation, molecular function: chemorepellent activity; semaphorin receptor binding. Gene Ontology annotation, biological process: neural crest cell migration; positive regulation of cell migration; semaphorin-plexin signaling pathway. The record is from RefSeq and is a predicted model, not a curated record. Lineage: Eukaryota; Metazoa; Chordata; Ceratodontiformes; Protopteridae. The coding region runs from base 630 to 2993 and encodes 787 amino acids.
CGGAGUGGUAGGCAGAAUAAUUCUAUAAUAAAGUUUUGGGUACUAAAGUACAAUACUUUGAGAAAAAUGCAUCUGCUUUCAUACAUCUCCUGAACUCGCUAUGGAGUUUUCCACAUAAAAUGGCUCCUCUUAACUUACACACUUUGCAUGGUAUGUCGCACCUGACGCAGUCAGCACUGGAAAGGAUGCCCUCUGUGUCCCUGUGGCGCAUGAGACAGGGACAAAGAGCGACUUCUAACGCUACAGCCUCUAAUGGGUUUAGUGGUAGGAAGCUGCUUUCAACAAUGCUGCUUGAAUUCUCCUGAAAAACAGUGGGAAAUCCUUGUAGGCGGGCCCGUGAGCUCAAAAGCAGCACUAGGAAGGAAUGACCAGUUGUGGUUAGGGCGGAGUUGUGCUUUGGAAGUAAAAUCGCAGCUUCAUUUAUCCCAAAACCCAAAGGUGCCUCCUAGCGUGUGACAGUCGUACUCCCCUCGUUACUUUCCUGGCUACAGUACAACCUAAGAAUUGCACAGAUCUGCGCUCUCUUCUGCAGCGCCACCUGCACUAGUAUUAUUACCAAGUUGGAGAGACUUCUGAUAAGAAGGUGCCAAGGCAGGACAGCCCCCGGUUACAAGGGACAUCACGCCAGUAUGUGGCUUUUAGCCUCAAAAAAUAUGAUCUUCUUUUUUCCUAUUAAUAUGCUGCUUUUCCUUCAAUUAGUGUUUCACUGGUGCAUUCUGGAGGUCAACAGUAGUUCCUACCGAGAAAGCCUUGUACCCAGACUCCGGUUGUCCUACCAAGAUCUUUUAUCCAGUAACAGAACACAUCUCUUUGCUGGUCUCCAUGGAUUCCUAGAUUUCAGAGUAAUGUUUGUAGAUGAAUACCAUGACCGCCUUUUCAUUGGAGGAAAAGAUGCCUUAUAUUCACUUGCAUUGGACAAAAGCAAUACAGAAGUAAAAGAGAUUAUCUGGACAUCACCCGAUGUUCAGCGUGAGGAAUGUGUCCUUAAAGGAAAAGACCCAGUGACUGAGUGUGCUAAUUACGUACGACUGCUACAGCCUUUUAACAAGACUCACCUGUUGACCUGUGGUACAAGUGCCUACCAGCCUGUCUGCUCCUUUGUUUAUGUGGGACACCGAGGAGAGCACAUGUUUCAGAUGGAUGUAAAGAACACAGAAGAUGGACGGGGAAAGUGCCCAUAUGAACCCAGCAAGCUUUUUGCUAGCACUUUUGUUGGUGGUGAAUUGUAUUCUGGUUUAACAGCAGAUUUCUUAGGGCGUGACCCUCUCAUUUUUCGCAGCAUGGGAACCCGAUCUACUAUGAGGACAGAGACUGACCAGCGCCUUUUGCAUGAUCCAAAGUUUGUGGCUGCCCACCUGAUCCCAGACAAUGCAGAUAGAGACAACGAUAAAGUAUAUUUCUUUUUCACAGAGAAAGCUGCAGAGUCUGAAGGCAAAAAGCAUGCCAUUUUCAGCAGGGUUGGGCGUGUCUGUGCUAAUGAUGCAGGGGGACAGAGAGUCCUUGUAAACAAAUGGAGCACAUUUAUAAAAGCCCGUCUGGUAUGUUCUGUCCCUGGCCCAGAUGGAGUAGAUACUUAUUUUGAUGAAUUAGAGGAUAUCUUCUUGCUGAGAACACGUGAUGAAAGGAACCCAGACAUUUAUGCACUCUUUAGUUCUGUCAGUAAUGUAUUUCAGGGGUAUGCUGUCUGUGUAUACCGUAUGGUGGAUGUUCGUGAAGCUUUUAAUGGACCAUUUGCUCAUAAGGAGGGACCAGACUACCAAUGGACAGCAUAUGAAGGCAAAGUACCAUAUCCUCGACCUGGAGUGUGCCCAAGUAAAAUCACCAAUCAGCCAUAUCCACAGUAUGGCCGCACAAAGGACUACCCAGAUGAUGUGCUCCAUUUUGCUCGUAGUCAUCCUCUAAUGUACCAUCCCAUAUAUCCAGUCUACCGUCAGCCCUUACUGGUGAAAACUAACAUUCCCUACAAGCUGAAACAGAUUGUUAUAGACCGGGUUGAUGCAGAAGAUGGACAAUAUGAUGUCAUGUUUAUCGGAACAGAUGCUGGUUCUGUGCUGAAGGUUAUUGCCCUGAGGAAAGGAAACUCUGUGGAGAUGGAGGAACUAGUGCUAGAGGAACUGCAGGUGUUUAAGUCUUCAACACCCAUUACCUCAAUGGAAAUUUCAGUGAAAAGGCAAAUGCUUUUUAUUGGGUCUCCAAGCGCUGUAGCCGUAGUGAAAUUGCACCAGUGUGAAAACUACGGUAAUGCUUGUGCAGAAUGCUGCCUAGCCCGUGACCCUUACUGUGCUUGGGAUGGAGUCUCCUGUACAAGAUACAUGUCAAGUAGCAAACGUCGUUUCAGGCGUCAGGACAUUCGAAAUGGAAACCCAGUUCACCAGUGUCUGGGACAGAACCCAAAUGCAGAAGAUCUUGACGAUGUAGAAGAGAAGCUAGUUUAUGUAGCAGAGAGUAACAGCACAUUCCUAGAAUGCAUUCCGAAGUCACCUCAAGCAAAUGCCAAGUGGUAUGUCCAGAAAUCACCAAAUGAGAUAAAGGAAGAGGUUAAAACUGAUGAGCGAAUAGUGAGGACUGAACAUGGUUUGCUCUUUCGUAAAGUUCAAAAACUGGAUGAGGGAACAUAUCACUGCAAAACACAGGAGCAUGGUUUUGCACAGACUGUCACCAAGAUCCACUUGGAUGUGAUUGCCGGGGAGCAACUGGAAGAACUACGGAAUCGGGAGGAUGAUGAUGCUGGUGGCAAGUCCCCUUGUGUGUCCCACCCUCGCCUUUCAUCAUCAGCCCACAAUCGACUAUGGUUCAAAGACAUAAUGCAGCUGAUUGGCUAUUCUAACUUACACCAUGUGGAAGAGUAUUGUGAGAAGGUGUGGUGUAAUGACAAACAGCGCAAGAAAUACAAACAGAUUGCUAGCAAACAUAAGGCCAGCACAGAAGUUAUCAAGAAAGAAAAGAUGAAACCUGGCCGUAACAGAACACCUAGACAUGCCAUUGCUGCAUAGUGACUGAGAAAGACAGGCAUUUGGUUAAAAUUAUAUUGCUGUAAGUUAUACAGCAGCCUUCUAUGUGAAUCUACUGUCAUUAAGUGAUGUGACUCUUUUAUAAUGAAACAAGGCAGUCAACCUCAUGUUCUCCUAACUAUCUCUUAACAGUAACAGGGUAAAACUCUUACCUUCCAAAUACCAAUAUAAUAGUUAAGCAGUAGGUGUGAGUAUUCUUCUGUCAUUACCAUCAGAAAAACAUUUUAACUACUGUGCCUUUCAGAGGUAUGGACUGAGCUGAAGCCCAGAAAUACCACUCACUAUAACAUCCACCUCUUCACUUUCCUCUGCUUCUCAAUCAAAAAGCCAGGUCUUUUACAACUGUUGCUCAAAACACUUUGGUUUGACAUUAUAUUUGUAAGGAAAAAAUGUUCAAAGCAAAUUUUACAGAAAUGCUUGAUUAGAGGAGGGGUAUACUUGCCAAAGUGUAUCUUGGACCAGACUGGCACUUGCAGCCUAAUAAUCAGCACAUCACUGAGAUAAUGUUAGUGUAACAUAGUAACAAUCAGACAGUGAAACUGACUGACAUUCACGAGACAAAGUCAAACCUGUAAUUGUAACAGGUGACUGCUAACUUUAAGAAAUUCAGCUCCCCAACUCCUUUGACUCCAUUUGGUAUUUCUUAAGAAAAGAUAGAUAGAUAGAUAGAUAGAUAGAUAGAUAGAUAGAUAGAUAGAUAGAUAGAUAGAUAGACACAUAGAGAGAUAGAGAUAGUUUUGAUUACAACAGCAAACAGAGAAUCCUUUUGGUAUUUGAAUGAGUCAUUCCCAUUUUCAUGUUGCUACAUUAAACCUGACCUGUAUGAAGCCUGAGAUUACUGAUGUCUCAGGAGUUUAUCAAAUGCAGGCUUCCAGCUCCUUGUCUGCAUAUGACUGUAGUUGUGCAUAAUGUGCCCUUUUUACUCAUGAAAAAAGGUGGUACUGCACUGAAAACAUGUGCUGAGCCUUUCCAACAACAUACCUCAUGUGGAUUAAAAAGGGAAACUACAAUCUCCAUUUAGAUCAGUGCCACAUUUUUCAUCUGAGCAUCAUGGAAGUUACAGUCCAUGUCCUAAAUACACUACUUUAAAGGGAAUUAAAAUAUAGGCCUACCAAUAAUACUAAUAGAUAGGCUUUGUUCAUUAUCAUGUCGGUAUACACUUCGGUGUGGGCAGUCAUGGUACACAUUUAACUCAUUCAUUUUCUUAUGCCUGAAUUACCCUGUUCAUAAGGGAGUUGCAGACUAUCCCUGCACUUAAUAGGCAUAAGGCAGAGAAGUAAUCCUGGAAAGGAUGCCAGCCGAUCACAGGAUGAAGACAAACACUCAUUCACACACAUUACAUUCACACUUACAGGCAAUUUAGCAGACUGCCAGCUCACCUACAAAAUGUCUUUGGGAUAUGGGAGGAAACCAGAUUACCUAGGAAACAUUCACACAGAUGGCAUACAGACUCUGCCAGCAAAGCAGCCCAGCCAGAAAGUAAAGUUCAAAACUAAGCUGUGUGAUGCAGUAAUUUCAGCCACUGUACCACAGUGCUACCUUAUUUUCUUUAUAUUAAGUCCUUUACUGUUCACCUGCACUUACCUUUAUGUUAUGGACAGAAAUUUGUAAUGGCCAUCAGCAUGAGCUUCUGUGGUACCAAUUUAGACACUUUUAUUAGUACUUGAUUUCUAAAGUAGUAAAUUAAAGCUUCUCAUACAGCAUCUGUCUGUGAAACUCAUAUUUCAUCACCAUGAAUUCCAGUUGCAUAAAUAAGGCUUUGCAACAUCUGUUUCAGCCUGCAUUUCUGAUCCUGAACAACAGAACAGUGUGAUCAUUGCAGUCUGUCACUCUUUAUCUAGUAUUUUAAAGGAAAUACAUCACAAAUGUUAAAUAUGUAAUGAUCACUACUGAAAUCCUGAGUUUAUUUUGUCUUGGGGCAAAGUCUGCUCUGAAAUAUUAAAUAUAUGUGUCUACAUGAAUGAUACUAUUUAUGGUUGCCUAGAACUGACAAAUGCAGCACUAAUCAUUAACCUACCCUUCCCUUAUUCAAUAGCCAGAACAUUAAAAUAAGCAGAGAAUGUUGUGGCAUAUAUAAUAAAACAUCUUACUGAGUGUAUAUGGCUGAACUAUUGUGCAGCAUUCUAAUCUGUAAAGGAGCAAUAGCAUUAAGACAGUUUUUAAACCGAGUCCUAGAGAUUUCAUAAACAUAAUUACCUUUCUGUCAAAUUUUUCAUUAGGAACAAGUCCUUAUUGGGCUGCUCCUCAAAGUAUAAUUUAUCUGGGACCUGGAAAAAGAAUAGAAAUCCUGCUUCUAGAAACUUCUCACUUGAUUUGCAUAGCUGGAUCCUCGGCAUGACAAACUAACACUCCCAUACUGUUCAUUUCUAGGUGCAACUUGACAUUUAGUCCAGGUUAAGCAAAGAAACAUUAAGUGGCUCUAGCAUGCUUAUUGCUGUUGUUAUCUAGUUAUAAUAGGGAAUACACCCUACUGGAUUUGAUGACAACUGUAAUUUUUUUUUUUUUUAUUAAAUAUGGUGCCUCCUCUUUGGGGUAAAAUGUAAGCAUUCAUAAUGGAAUUUAAAAAAAAGUCUGAACCAAGCAAGUUCCCAGUAAUACUAAAAAAUAUCCUGAAGAAGUUGUUGUGCCUUAAAAACAAGCAAAACAAAAACAUUUUCUUAUUUUUUUUUUGUGUAACAUAGUGUAUAUUCUUGUGUUGUGCUUUUUUAGAUAUUUUUGUUUGUUUUUGUACAGAUGUAUUUUGCUACUACAAGGUUUGUCCAUCUGUAUGUGUGUGCAUCUAUUUUGGAAGUGUUUGAGUACUACAUUUUUUAUUUAAUUGUAUUUAUAAAACUUUAUUACUUAUGCACAUACAUGUUCCAAGAGACAAAAAGCUUAGGGUUUGGAGACUGUUUAGUACUGCUUUGCUAUAUUUAAUCUUGUACCAUAGAAAUAAAUAUGAAUUAAAUUAC